CCAGCAGCGCAUCGACUUACAUUAUCUGCGUCUUUCUACAAGAAAACAGCAAAUUCUUCAAUCGAAAAUGAGUGGUAGAGGCAAAACCGGUGGCAAGGCCAGAGCAAAAGCUAAGACUCGCUCAUCCAGAGCCGGGCUUCAGUUUCCCGUCGGCCGUGUUCACAGACUUCUUCGCAAAGGUAACUAUGCAGAGCGUGUUGGUGCUGGAGCUCCAGUUUAUCUCGCCGCUGUGCUCGAGUAUCUUACUGCUGAGAUCCUGGAGUUGGCCGGAAACGCCGCUCGUGACAACAAGAAGACUCGCAUCAUUCCCCGUCAUUUACAGCUGGCAGUGCGUAACGACGAGGAGUUGAACAAACUCUUGGGCCGCGUGACCAUCGCUCAGGGCGGUGUGUUGCCCAACAUCCAGGCUGUGUUGUUGCCAAAGAAGACCGAGAAGCCCGCUAAAGCAAAGUAAACUAUCCAGUUUUCCAGAACUAAACAAAAGGCUCUUUUAAGAGCCACCCACUUGAACUUUUAAAGAGUGAAAUUUUGUUUUAGUUCAUUUAAGAUUAUCUGCAUCUAUUAGAUGUCUAUUGUUCUGCAUAUUUUUUAUAUCUCCUUUAUUUGACACAUCUGAUUCAAAUAAUCAGUUCAGUAGAGAUCUAUGUGAACUGAACAGAGUCGAUCAGAUAAGAGAGAAUCGCUGAUCAUACUAACGUUUCAUUUAAGUCGUUGAUUUCACUUUAACGUUAGUCUUAAAAAUAUAAAAAUCAGUGUAAGGCCAUGUUAUUGUUUUUUACAGCAUGUAGGGUUAUGUUCUGUAAGAACUUAAAAAUCCCCCGAAUGUGCAAUGCCGUGUUAGUUACCCACAACAUUGUAGCUUUUAAAGUUUACAUGCAGUGCUGACACAUGAUAAUACAACGUAUGCCUAUUAAAACAAAUAAAAUCGUCUGGUGAAUGAAUGCGGUUGUACUGGUAAUUUUGUCUAAUGCAUUUUUAUAUUGGUUUAGCUUAAUCUCUUCAGGACAGUAAGAUAUUUAACAUUGAACCAUUAUAAUAAAUAUUUGAUGCAUUAAAACCGCUUAAACUUCUGCUUUAUGAAGGAUUUCGAGCGGGAAACACCGCUUGUUUG
Misgurnus anguillicaudatus (oriental weatherfish) is the source of this 1111-nucleotide messenger RNA. Lineage: Eukaryota; Metazoa; Chordata; Actinopteri; Cypriniformes; Cobitidae. The record is from RefSeq and is a predicted model, not a curated record.